AGUGCGCAUGCGCCGCGUCGGCGUGCGGAACGUCGCGGUCUGUUGGCGCUUUUGCGCGCGGAAAGAUGGCGGAACAGGCUACCAAGUCCGUGCUGUUUGUGUGUCUGGGUAACAUUUGUCGAUCACCCAUUGCAGAAGCAGUUUUCAGGAAACUUGUAACUGAUCAAAACAUCUCAGAGAAUUGGAGGGUAGACAGCGCGGCGACUUCCGGGUAUGAGAUAGGGAACGCCCCUGACUACCGAGGGCAGAACUGCAUGAAGAGGCACGGCAUCCCCAUGAGCCACGUUGCCCGGCAGAUUACCAAAGAAGAUUUUGCCACGUUUGAUUAUAUACUAUGUAUGGAUGAAAGCAAUCUGAGAGAUUUGAAUAGAAAAAGUAAUCAAGUUAAAACCUGCAAAGCUAAAAUUGAACUACUUGGGAGCUAUGAUCCACAAAAACAACUUAUUAUUGAAGAUCCCUAUUAUGGGAAUGACUCUGACUUUGAGACGGUGUACCAGCAGUGUGUCAGGUGCUGCAGAGCGUUCUUGGAGAAGGCCGACUGAGGCAGGUUCAUGCCCUGCUGUGGCCAACCUGACUAGACCCCACCCUGAGGUCCUGCAUUCUCAGUCAGUGUGUAAUCAUGUUCCAGAGCCCAAAGGCCCAGCUGUUUGUUCAGUUGACUUACUGUUUCUUACCUUAAAAAAUAUUGUAGAUGGAAAUCAGUUAUGUUUGGCAGAAGAAUCAAUAAAAUUAUUUGAUUCUGACAGUUUAUGGGGUAUAUUAAGCAUUCUUAGACUAGUUGAACAUCUCACUUUGCCCCAAUUACAAAAAUAGUAGAACAAGCAACAUAAAACAUAAUGAAGGAAAACCUCACUUGAAGGCCCAGGUCAGCAUCUAAGCCCGCUGAGACUUAGAUAGUCAAGUCUACCUCUUCAGUAGGUUCGUGUGGAUGGCCUGAUGGGGGGCAGGUGCCCUCUGCUCCCUGUGCUACCUCUCUCUUGCCCAGGGCCUUUUAUGGAUUGACAGUAGCCCUCUCCAUAGGAGCUCACAGUCUAGAUUAGAAGUAUUUUAAUUUAUACACACCCAUAGUGCACACUUGUAUAUUGAAAAGAUAGGGAAGAGAGAAACAUUUAUGGAAACAGUCGUUAGCACCUUCAAUACUUCAUGAUUUUUGUCGAGUUUACUUCAUGAGGAGGUCAGCUCCUUUGCUCCCAUCUGAACCACUUUGCCUCUGAAACUUAAUUAUAUCCAGAAAGAAGGACGCUUGUAUGCUAGUCUAACUAUGGUCAGUUGAGGAAUAUGACACUUUUUAUAUGCACAUGUAACCCAAAUGUCCAAUAUAAAUUGGCUUAUUUUUAAAAAUAAUUUUAAAAGUUGGGAAACGCUUUAUUAUUUGGCAUGCUUAAAUAUUAAGUAUUCUUCAUCAGCAUUUAAUAAAUGUAUAGGCAGAUAUAGGUAAUUUCUGUGUAUUGAGAUAAUGUCGAAAUCAUGAGUAUUUCAAAAUAAACUGGGGAGUUAUAAAAAUACAACUAGAGAUGUA
Mandrillus leucophaeus (drill) is the source of this 1519-nucleotide messenger RNA. It is a transcript of the gene ACP1, whose product is annotated as acid phosphatase 1, soluble. The transcript is spliced from 6 exons. Gene Ontology annotation, cellular component: cytoplasm. NCBI's taxonomy places the organism in Eukaryota, Metazoa, Chordata, Mammalia, Primates, Cercopithecidae. Gene Ontology annotation, biological process: protein dephosphorylation. Gene Ontology annotation, molecular function: non-membrane spanning protein tyrosine phosphatase activity; acid phosphatase activity. The record is from RefSeq and is a predicted model, not a curated record. Bases 66 to 542 code for a protein of 158 amino acids.